This is a messenger RNA of Scedosporium apiospermum, 2634 nucleotides long. RefSeq names its product Sulfate permease 2. The transcript is spliced from 4 exons. The record is from RefSeq and is a predicted model, not a curated record. Gene Ontology annotation, biological process: transmembrane transport. The coding region runs from base 1 to 2634 and encodes 877 amino acids. Gene Ontology annotation, molecular function: secondary active sulfate transmembrane transporter activity. Lineage: Eukaryota; Fungi; Ascomycota; Sordariomycetes; Microascales; Microascaceae. Gene Ontology annotation, cellular component: membrane.
AUGACGAGUACGGGUACCAAGGUCGGUCAUUUUCUGGCCAGGAUACUCGGCAUCCAGCUGCAAGAACCGCAGAACUUGCUGAUAGAGGACUUCCACCGCGGCUCUACGCAGUUCGCCGUCGAUGAGAACACCUUCACCGAGGACGUCCCUACCACAGCAGAGUUCCUCGAGAGCUUGGUGCUUUCGCGCGACGAUGCCUUGGCUUACUUCAAGUCGCUGUUCCCCUGUAUCAACUGGUUGCCGGCUUAUAACUUGCACUGGCUUGCUGGCGAUGUUGUUUCUGGUGUGACUAUUGGUGCCAUUGUUGUUCCCCAGGGUAUGGCGUAUGCACUGCUGGCAAACCUCGACCCUCAAUAUGGGUUGUACUCUGCCUUCAUCGGCCCAGUCUUAUACUGGCUCUUUGCUACCUCAAAGGAUAUUACUAUUGGUCCCGUUGCCGUCAUGUCGACCCUCGUAGGCGGCAUCAUCAAUGAAGUUAAACUCACCCACCCAGACAUCCCCGCCCACGUCAUCGCCUCAGCCCUCUCCGUCGUCGCCGGUGCCAUCAUCACCUCCAUGGGCCUCCUCCGGUGCGGCUGGAUCGUCGACCUAAUCUCCGUCACUUCCUUGUCGGCUUUCAUGACCGGCUCCGCCAUCACCAUCGGCGUUGGCCAGAUCCCCUCCCUCCUGGGCAUCCUCUCCGUUAACAGCCGAGAAGCGCCGUAUCUCGUCUUCCUCAACACCUGGAAGCAUCUCGACGAGACGUCUCUCGACGCUGCUAUGGGGAUCAGCGCCCUUGUUACUCUUUACUUCAUUCGAUGGUUCUUUACGAAUUCGGCGAAGAAGAGCCCGAAGCAUCAGCGCUUGCUGUUUUUCUUGAAUACCCUGCGCAGCGUCUUUGUUAUUUUCCUGUAUACGAUGGUUAGUUGGCUUGUCAACAUGAAGAGGAGGAGUGAACCGGCGUUUAGGAUCCUCGGGGCGGUUCCUAGAGGCUUCCAAGUCAUUGGCGUCCCACAAAUAAGCCCCUCCCUUAUUAGCAGCUUCGCCAAGUUCCUCCCCGCCACCGUCAUCGUCCUCCUCGUCGAACACAUCGCCAUCUCCAAGUCCUUCGGCCGAAUCAACAACUACGUCAUCGACCCUUCCCAAGAAAUGGUCGCUAUCGGAGUCAGCAACGUACUCGGUCCUUUCGUCGGCGCCUACCCGGCCACGGGAUCCUUUAGCCGCACAGCUAUCAAGUCUAAAGCGGGUGUUCGCACUCCAGCCUCAGGCCUCGUCACCGGCGCCGUCGUUCUCCUAGCUACGUACACGCUUACGUCGCUCUUCUUCUACAUCCCUAACUCGUCCCUCGCCGCCGUCAUUAUUCACGCCGUAGCCGACCUCGUCACGUCUCCCAACACCGUCUACCAAUUCUGGAAAGUAUCCCCCAUCGAGGUGUUCAUCUUCUUUGUUGGCGUAAUCCUCAGCGUCUUUUCCACCAUCGCCAACGGCAUCUACGCCACCGUAUGCAUAUCGGCCGCUAUCCUACUCUUCCGCAUCCUCAAAGCCAAAGGCGCCUUCCUGGGCAAAGUCCGCGUCCACUCUGUCCUGGGCGACCACAUCAUCGGCGAAGACCACCGCAAGGUCGUCGGGUCCUACGGGACCUUUGGAGGCUCCUCCGACUACGCCGCCCGCAACGUAUUUUUGCCCAUUACGCACGACGACGGCACGAACCCACUUAUCGCCGUACAGAACCCUUACCCGGGCAUCUUCAUCUACCGCUUCACCGAGGGGUUCAACUACCCCAACGCCAGCAACACGCUCGAGCACUUCCUCGCUCACAUUUUCGCGCGCACGCGCCGCACCACGCCGAUGAGCUACGAUCGACCCGGUGAUAGACCGUGGAACGACCCCGGUCCGUCGCGUUCUUCGAAGAAGACAGCGCAGAGGAUGCGCGGUGGGGAGGAGGAGAUAUGGGAGUCGUUCUACGAGGAGGAAGAGGAUGGACUGCCUACGCUGAAGGCUGUCAUCUUGGACUUCAGCUCCGUCAACCACAUGGACAUCACUUCGGUGCAGAGGCUCAUCGAUGUUCGGAACCAGCUGGAUAGGUAUGCGGCGCCGGGGGUGGUGGACUGGCAUUUCGCGUGUAUUUCGAACAGAUGGACGAAGAGGGCUCUUGCGUCGGCUGGUUUUGGGUACUGGACCGAUGGCGCUACCGGAGAGUCAAGGCAGAGUCAGUGGCGGUCUAUAUUCAGCGUUGCCGAGAUAGGCGUCGAUGAUGAAGGAGACGAAGUCGAGGAUAACGAGAAGGAGUGGGCAACAACGAUCGGCGAUGGGCCGCAACAAAGGCCAAACGGACGCCAUCGUGGUGAUGGCAGGAGAGAUAGUGCCUCGGAUAGUAAGAAAGGGGACGGCGGCGACCUGAUUGAUAUUGAGGCUGGUGAAAGCUCGCCAGAGUUUAGGAUGGCAGCGGGUGAUGCUUCUUCAGGAGGCGCUGUUGGGCAGAGGCAGACACGGUCGAGGAUGAAGAGGAAGGGAGCUGUGAUUCAUGGCUUGAAUAGGCCUUUGUUUCACGUGGAUCUUACGAAUGCUUUGCAGAGUGCUAUUGCGAACGUGGAGGCGAGGUAUGAAGCCGAGCAUAGUUCGGGGGUGGUGAUGACAGGGCCCAGCGGAUUAUGA